GCGGACAGCUCUGAACACCGCCCACUCCGGCUCUCGGCUAGCGUUACACUACUAGUAUCUGGCGGAAAACUUCCUGAAUACAAUCCACAACCUGGAGUGUGUAUGUCUCUUUUCGAACUUUUCACACUUCUGUCAGCUGUCGAUGCAUCUUCAUUCUCCUGUGCUGUUUUGUUAUCGGACUAGCUAGCGGUGUAGCAUUAGUUAGCAAAGGUCGGAGUUGACACCUGCUUUGAGUUGCUAAUCUCCCUGAACAAUACAGGGCAGAUUAAACACUGGUAACAAACACCUCUGAAUGGUUUUUACCUCAGUUUCGUCGCACGUAGUGUCUUCUCAGUGACAGCUGUUUUACUACUGGUUCUCAUCUGCUCCCAUUCUGUCAUUCUCCAUGAGUGAUUGAAUGCGGUGAAGCUGGCAUCAGUGGACAAGCACGCACAAAAGGGCCAUCGAUUGCUCAAGGAUGCUUAUGGAGGUCAUGAAGAACGAAGCAGACAGGACCUCAGUUGCCUCUAUGGCUCUCUACUCUGUUAUGUAUCCUGUCUUUAAUCAGCUGAAAAGAGUGGACUUAUCAGCAGCGGAGACCUUGAAAACAGCCUUUAUAAAGGCAGAGAAAGAGAACCCGGGGCUGACCCAGGACAUCGUUGUGAAAAUACUGGAGAAGAAACGCUUAGAAAUCAACUAUAAUGAGUGUCUGCUUCGAAUGGCUGCAGAUGAUGUAGAAGAGUUCAUGAUUGACAGACCUGAGCUGGAGUUUCAGGAGCUAAAUGAGAGGUCCCGAGCUCUUAAACACAUCCUCAGUACUAUACCAGAUGACAUCAGUGACAAAGUAGGCUUCCUCCAGACCAUCAAAGACAUUGCCAGUGCCAUAAAGGAGUUGUUAGACACAGUAAAUACUGUCUUCAGGAAAUACCAGCAUCAGAAUAGACGGGCUCUGGAACAGCAGAAGAAAGAGUUUGUGAAAUACUCCAAGAGCUUCAGUGACACUCUCAAAACCUACUUCAAAGAUGGAAAAGUGAUAAACGUGUUUGUCAGCGCCAACCGACUAACCCACCAAACCAACAUGAUACUUCUGGCCUUCAAGACGGUGGCGUAGACGCCCGAGAAGACGCACACCUUCGGUUUUAUUAAAGAGCAGGUGAUGAGAGGCUUUGCAAUUUGUAGAGACGUUUUAUUAUUUUUGGGCUGUGUAAUUUAUAAUUCUUUGACUUUGAAGGGAGAUCAGGUAGUUUGAGGUUCAAAGCAAAUCAGGUUGACAGUAAUUGCCGGGGAUUUUUAACUCUCUUUUAUGUUAUGUCUUUUAUCAGAUUCCUAAGUCGAUAUUUCUUCACUCCUUUAAACAUUUCCCACUCUGUUCAGCCUUGUUUAGGUGUGAAAAAGUAUGGAUUAUUCUUCACAUCCUUGAGAGUUUGGUAAUAAGUGUAGUAUUAGAA
Sphaeramia orbicularis (orbiculate cardinalfish) is the source of this 1427-nucleotide messenger RNA. RefSeq names its product programmed cell death 10a (gene pdcd10a). Lineage: Eukaryota; Metazoa; Chordata; Actinopteri; Kurtiformes; Apogonidae. Bases 458 to 1090 code for a protein of 210 amino acids. The transcript is spliced from 8 exons. Gene Ontology annotation, biological process: regulation of Golgi organization; positive regulation of MAP kinase activity. Gene Ontology annotation, molecular function: protein kinase binding. Gene Ontology annotation, cellular component: FAR/SIP/STRIPAK complex. The record is from RefSeq and is a predicted model, not a curated record.